GAGAGAGGUUGAAGUUUUUGAUCCAUCCAUUAAUGGCUGAGAGAGAGAGGAUAAUCCGGAUUAAUUUGUUGCAAAUAAAUAUAUACCAACAACUCCCUCAAUGACCUUAAUUUUUCUUUCUUCCUUCACAAAACCCCUUUUUCACAUCAUCCACAUAAAAAGGAUUAUGAUCAAAAUAUACAUCCUUUUCAAAUAAUCCACUCAAACCAAAAACCAAAAAAAAAAAAACUUGUUCUUUCUCAACAACAAAAUGUCAGACUCUACCACAUCAGAACCUCCAGCCCCAAAGGGAAAAGGCCCCCCUACAGAUUUGGAAUUCAUGAAAGAAAGAUUCUCGAAGCUUUUGUUAGGAGAAGAUAUGUCAGGAGGAGGUCAGGGGGUUUCAUCAGCUUUGGCUCUCUCAAAUGCCAUUACCAAUCUUGCUGCCUCUGUUUUUGGAGAACAGAGGAAAUUAGAACCAAUGGCUCCUGAAAGAAAGGCUAGAUGGAAAAAAGAGAUUCUUUGGCUUCUCUCUGUCACUGAUUACAUUGUUGAGCUUGUUCCUUCUCAGCAGAAGGGCAAAGAUGGAAGCAUUAUGGAGAUAAUGGUGACCCAACAAAGAAAAGAUCUACUAAUGAACAUCCAAGCACUAAAAAAGCUCGAUGCAAUGCUAAUUGAUUGUCUAGAUAACUUCAAAGAGAACAAUGAAUUCUGGUACGUAUCGAAAGAUGCAGCCGGGGAAGGAGUUCAAAGAGAUGGAAAAUGGUGGUUACCGACAGUUAAAGUUCCUCCAAAUGGACUUUCAGAUAACUCAAGGAAAUGGACUCAAUUUCAGAAAGAUUCAGUCAAUCAAGUUCUUAAAGCAUCCAUGGCUAUCAAUGCUAUGGUUCUAUCAGAAAUGGAAAUCCCAGAAAACUAUAUUGAAUCACUUCCCAAGAAUGGUAGAUCAAGCUUGGGAGAUUCAAUCUACAAGAGUAUAACAGUAGAUAGCUUUGACCCAUCCGAAUUCCUUUCCCAUAUAGACCUAUCAACAGAACACAAAUGUCUAGAUCUCAAGAACAAAAUCGAAGCUUCAAUAAUGAUAUGGAAAAGAAAAAUGACUCAGAAAGAUGCCAAAUCAUCUUGGAGCUCCGCCAUCAGUAUAGAGAAAAGAGAACUUUUCGAAGAGAGAGCUGAAACAAUAUUACUCGUCCUCAAACAACGUUUCCCUGGUUUACCUCAAUCAUCACUAGACAUUUGCAAAAUCGAAUCCAACGUUGAUAUUGGACAUGCUGUUCUAGAAAGUUAUUCAAGAGUACUAGAAAGCUUAGCUAAUACCGUUAUGUCACGAAUAGAUGAUGUUCUAUAUGCGGAUUCAUUAGCUCAAGACCCAUCUCUGGAAACUUGCAGCCGGAAAACUCCGAUUGAUCGUUCGCCGGUUCGUAGCCUGGGGACAUCACCGAUUCCCGGCGGCGGAGACGAUUCAGGUUCAACAUCUCCUUAUCGUAAUUCGGAUAUGCAAAACCCAGAAUCGCUAUCAUCUAUCUUGGGUUGGUACAAUGAAGAAUCAGAUGGGAGGAACAGCAAUGAAAACUCAUCGUCGGGCGGCCAUGAAGAUCAUAUCAGAGGCAAACCGGAUCAUAACAACAAGUUAUUUUCUUACAUUGAUAAGCUUGAAGCUCUCAGCGGCUUAAACGGCUUAAAGAGUCCAAAUCGCUACUUCUCUUAAUUCACUAUAUUUAUUAUUAUUAUUAUUUUCAGAAAUAAUAUUAAUAAUUAUAAUAAUAAAUGUAUAUGUAUUUCUUUUGCCAAUAUAUAUAAUUAGAUACUAAUCAUAUGUAAAUGACAGAUCAAAACUGCUAGUUUAUUUGAAAUUUUUUAUUUUGUGAUAAUCCUAUUAAAAUU
Molecule: messenger RNA, 1863 nt
Organism: Impatiens glandulifera
Lineage: Eukaryota; Viridiplantae; Streptophyta; Magnoliopsida; Ericales; Balsaminaceae
Product: rop guanine nucleotide exchange factor 9-like
Exons: 7
Coding region: 251-1687 (478 amino acids)
Molecular function (GO): guanyl-nucleotide exchange factor activity
Source: RefSeq, a predicted model, not a curated record